AUGUCCAACCAAAGACAGGCCUCUUCGGCCUCGCAAGUGCCUCACAUCUCGCCCGCAGAACUUUCCUACCUCUACACCUCUCUCUCGCUCCCCAAGACACCCAUCCGCCCCGAUGGUCGAUCACCCACACAGUUCCGGCCAUUGACGGCUGAAACCAACAUUCUGCCCGGCACAAACGGCAGUGCGCGCAUCGGAUUCGCAGACGGAACCCAAGCCAUCGUCGGUGUCAAGGCCGAGGUCGAAAAGACCAUCUUGGCGAAUGAGACGCUCGCGCGGAGCGAUCGCGGCGCGGGCCCAGAACUGGCAGAUCAGGAAGGGUCUGCUGCGGUCGGUGGUCAUGGAUCAUGGGUGCAGAUGUCGAUUGAGAUUCCGGGAUUCCGGGAUGAUGAUGCGUUGCCGGUUUUCCUGUCGGAAAUGUUGAGGGAGAGUUUGGUCGGUGCGGUGGGGACGGAUGAGACGAGUGAUAUGACCGGUGGGUUGAAGGGACGAUUGGUGAUCAAUAAACGGUGGCAUUGGCGCUUGUACAUUGAUGUCCUGCUUCUUUCACAACCUCUGGCAUAUCCUCUCCCACUCUUGUCGCUCACCACACAUCUCGCGCUGUUGUCUACGAAACUGCCUAAAUUAAAGUCGCAGGGUGAAGAAGAUCCGUUUUUCGACGACGAUUGGGCUGUCGCCGAAUAUCUCUAUCCUCGCGCCUCGCCUUCCUCUCAAUCGUCCCUCGUCCGACCACCCGUCACUCUGCUCGUCAUUUCCGUCGGCGAGAAUAUCAUUUUUGACCCGAACCGAGAGGAAAUCGCCGUGGCGGACGCGGUGCUGGCGAUUUCCAUCACGCGCGACACGCAGGCGGGUAAUCUGCGACUCCUCUCGAUUCGCACCGUCGAUCCACCUUCUCGGUUGACUCAGCCCGGUGUGCCCAACUCGGAGAAUGUGAACAUGCUGGGCGCAGUUGCACCGACGGAUGAUAUUGCCGUGUUGAAUCCGGCUACGGGCGAAGAGGAAGUGCCGGGCGUGUGGCGCCCUCGACGAGGAGGUGUCAAGCGGAGUGUGAUUUCGGAGAUGGUCAAGACAGUAUUGAAGAAGGGGGGCGUUGGUGAGGAGGUUCUGGAGGGACUGGAAGGGGUGGAGAUUUCAUCAUAA
Molecule: messenger RNA, 1137 nt
Organism: Penicillium oxalicum
Lineage: Eukaryota; Fungi; Ascomycota; Eurotiomycetes; Eurotiales; Aspergillaceae
Product: exosome non-catalytic core subunit RRP42
Exons: 2
Coding region: 1-1137 (378 amino acids)
Biological process (GO): U4 snRNA 3'-end processing; nuclear mRNA surveillance; TRAMP-dependent tRNA surveillance pathway
Cellular component (GO): nuclear exosome (RNase complex); cytoplasmic exosome (RNase complex)
Source: RefSeq, a predicted model, not a curated record